This is a messenger RNA of Filobasidium floriforme, 2115 nucleotides long. RefSeq lists its product as uncharacterized. Bases 64 to 2016 code for a protein of 650 amino acids. NCBI's taxonomy places the organism in Eukaryota, Fungi, Basidiomycota, Tremellomycetes, Filobasidiales, Filobasidiaceae. Gene Ontology annotation, biological process: regulation of actin filament polymerization. The record is from RefSeq and is a predicted model, not a curated record. The transcript has 14 exons. Gene Ontology annotation, molecular function: actin filament binding. Gene Ontology annotation, cellular component: site of polarized growth; actin filament; plasma membrane.
AAUUGCAAUUCUUGUGAGGGAAGAGAUUAAGAGAUCAAUCAAACCCGUUCUCGCUAGCAAAUCAUGUCGAUAUCUAUUCCCGGAGACGCGCAGCUGGCGUACACCACCGUCGUCAAGGGAGACCCCAAGGUCGAAUGGGCCAUCUUCUCUUUGGCCUCGGCUGGAAGCGAGUUGAAGCUGCAAUCAACAGGAUCGGGUCUCGAUGACCUACAAGAAGAGUUUAUGGACGGUCGAAUUCAAUAUGCGUUCGCUCGGGUGGAAGAUCCCAACACCAACUUGGAGAGGUUUAUCCAGAUCAACUGGUGCGGGGAUGGUGUUGCUGCCUUCCAGAAGGGGCUGUUUAACACCUACUCUCCCCAGAUCUCGGGGUUCCUGAAGGCCACCCAUAUCGUCCUCCAAGCUCGAAACGAAGAUGACGUUACCCCUGAUCAUAUCUACAAGCGUAUGCAGGAAAGCAGCGGUUCCAAAUAUGGAGCAGGGAACGCUUCCUCGGCUUCGCCUGCGGUCGCGAACAAGCCUGCUCCGGCGUUUACAUCGGCACCCAAGCCUUAUGUACCCAGUUCGAGCUCGGCUUCGUCCUUCAACAAGCCUACUCCUGGACCUUCUUACAAUCGACCGACUGGGGCAUUCGACAAGCCGACCCCAUCGUUCAACAAGCCGACUACUUCGUUCAAUAAGCCCACUCCCGCUCCUGCAGCUGAAGCACCCCCAGCUCCUCCUCCCAGGGAACCUUCCCCGCCUCCCCCUGCUCCCGCCGCUGCUCCUGCUCCCACUCCGGCUACCUCGAAGCCUGCUGAGGACGACCGUAUCGCACCCGUCGGUACGGCCUAUGAGCCUGUAAAACUCGCCGCUCCCAAAAAGCUCGUCAACCGAUGGGGUCAAGGAGCCUUCAACAACAAUGACGAUGAGGACAAGCCUGACGAGAAGCCUAAGGCUGGAGGGUUCAGUGCGGCCAGGAGCGCUUUCAUGGGCGGUGCGGCUUCGAAUAAUGCUCCUUCGAGUGUUUCUUCGGGACCUACUCCCGGGAAGAAGUUGACCUGGAGCGAGAGGCAGGCAGAGGCUAAGAAGCAGAGGGAAGCGGAGGAGCAGGCCGCAACCGAAGCUAUGGGCAAGGUAUCGAUCUCGGCCAAUAACACCGGUACAAAGUCAUUCGGCUACGGCGCCUCCACCCCCUCGGCCCCCCCUCUUGCGCCUGCCGCUCCUGCACCUCCUGCGGAGGAACAAGAAGAGGAAGAAGAUAUCCCUCCCCCACCGCCACCUCCCCCUGCGCCCCUGCCUCCUAGAGUGCCGGAACCGGAGGUCGAGAGCAAGGCUGAGAACGAGGACGACUGGGAUGACGCACCUCCUGCGCCUCCCCCUCCUCCUAUGGCUUCCAGGCCGGCUGUCCCCGUUGUGGCUGCCGUCGAGGAAGAUGAGGACGAGGCUCCUCCUCCCCCUCCGCCGCCUCCCCCCAUGCCCAACUUCGAUUCCGAGCCUCCCGCUCCUGCCGCACCUGCCGCGCCUCGCAUGCCCGCUCGAGCGCCGAGUCAAGCUCAGGUGAAGAACCCGGCCGGAGGACCCAAAGCCAAGGCGAUGUACGACUACGACGCUACGGAAGAUAACGAGAUCAGUUUCAAGGAAGACGACAUUAUCGAGGGGAUCGAGCAGACCGAUCCUGACUGGUGGACCGGCGUCGACCCUCGAACUGGAAACAAAGGUCUGUUCCCAUCCAACUAUGUCGAGAUGGUUGGCGACGACGCCCAAGAACAAGAGGAAGAGGAGGACGUUCCUCCUCCGCCUCCUCCCCCACCUGCUCCUCCUGCCGCUGGCGGUAUGGGUAUGGGCGGGGCGGCUGCGAAGGGAAAGACGGCGAUCGCUCAGUACGAUUAUGAAGCUACCGAGGAUAACGAGAUCUCGUUUGCCGAGGGUGACGAGAUCAUCCAGAUUGAAGAGACCGACCCGGACUGGUGGACCGGUACCAACGCCAAGACGGGCAAACAAGGUCUCUUCCCUGCCAACUACGUCGAGGCUUCCUGAUCGGUAUGGCCUGCGCUUUUGUGACUUUCGAAAUGCCUUUGAUUGUAACUUUCCAGUAUCGAAAAGAAGAGAUCUCCAAGAUGAAACGUGUCCGGUGUC